Molecule: messenger RNA, 1496 nt
Organism: Drosophila innubila
Lineage: Eukaryota; Metazoa; Arthropoda; Insecta; Diptera; Drosophilidae
Product: cytosolic non-specific dipeptidase-like
Exons: 1
Coding region: 88-1494 (468 amino acids)
Biological process (GO): proteolysis
Molecular function (GO): peptidase activity
Source: RefSeq, a predicted model, not a curated record
GACCAGUCCUUUCAUGUUUUAUCUAAACAUAAAAGUCGAAAAAGCUUUUCAAAUACUCCAAACAGUCCGCUGAAAAGACUAUUCGAAAUGGUAUUAAUCAAGCGUGAAUGCUAUAUUAAUGACUUGUGGGAGCUAGUCGCUUACGAGACAGUGUCCACUCGUCAUAGUGAACGCGAUAAGCUUCAGCGCGCAAUUGACUGGCUUUUAAAGCGCUUGGUGUCUUUAAACGUCGUUGCCUUUAGCGAACAGUUGGGGAUGCAAAUUAUACCUGAUUCUUUUAAAAUCAUACGUAUGCCCAAAGUUAUAAUUGGAGUUCUGAAGAACUGUUCGGAUAAGCCAACGGUUCUAGUUUACGGUAAUCUUGAUGUGGAGGAAGCGGAAUUUGAGGAAGGCUGGGUUACUGACCCGUUCGUAAUGUGUGAACUAGGAAACUAUUUGUAUGGAAGAGGCGUGGCACUCGACAAAGGACCACUUUUAUGCUGGCUCAACGCUAUACAAGCAUAUCGUGAUGCAGGCUUACGAAUUCCCAUAAACAUAGUUCUCCUGAUCGAAAGCAUGGCGCACAGCGGAAGUUUAGGCCUGGAAACAGUUCUACAACAACGUAUUAGUUUUUUUCGUGAUGUAUCCUGUGUUGUUAUUGCGACAAGACGCUGGCAAAGCAAUAUGACACCAUGUAUUGUAUAUGGGUCAAGAGGUUUAAUAUACUAUCAUCUGGAAGUAGAGUGUGCUAAUCGAUCUCUGAGUAGCUGCGAGCAUAGUGGAUCCUUAUACGAGGCGCUUCCCGACUUGUUUUAUUUACUUAGUUCACUGGUUGACUGUCAAAUGCACAUACUAUUUAAGGGUGCGCUCGAAACAUUUCAAAUAGAUAGAAAUGUAUUUCGAAUUACAGAAUUUAACUAUCAUGAUUUUGGACAAAGUCUUGAUGUUCACGAUCUUCCACAUCAGGCUCACAAACAGGCGGCAUUGGCUGAAAACUGGGCCAUGCCACAUAUUUCAAUACAUGGUGUAGAUGGUGCCAAUGUCGAGGGUAAUGUGCGAUUUAUUAUCCCACACAAGGUAACAGGCAAGUUUUCAAUUUCCCUGGCGCCAAAUCAAAAUGCUGAACAGAUAACUCAAGCUUUACAACAGCAUCUUGGUCACAUUUGGGUGAACCGUGGAUCUCCAAAUAAGAUGAAGCUAUAUGAAAAGUUAGUAAUACCCUCCUGGAAUGGUCACUACGACUCACCGGAGUACUCUGCAGCAUCCCGAGCUAUGACAAAUACCUACCAAGUUACUCCCAACUUUAUUCGCGAUGGCGGUGCACUGCUGGCCCCCUCACUUUUCCAACAAUAUUUGAAAAAAAAUGUAUUGGUUUUGCCUAUAGCAAAAAAUGAUAGUGGCGGUUGUCCAAUUAAUGAGCGCAUUAGCGUCGAAAACUAUAUUAUGGGUAGUCAACUUAUGACUGCUUUUAUGUGGGAAUAUGCAGAACGUAUCUUUGAGCUCAAGGACAAAUAGUA